This is a messenger RNA of Podarcis lilfordi (Lilford's wall lizard), 28882 nucleotides long. The record is from the annotation of a GenBank genome assembly. Lineage: Eukaryota; Metazoa; Chordata; Lepidosauria; Squamata; Lacertidae.
CCUGUGAAAGGCAUAUAUUCUCUCCCUCCGCCGGUUUGUGGAAUUCCUGGUCGAAGACCUUGACAGUCCUUUGUCCACACACUUCUCGCCAUAGGAAGUUCUCUCGGGCUGCUGCUGCAGCACUUCGGGGCUCGGGAGGCGCAUCUUCCUGCAGCCACGAGCGCCGCGACGAUGCCGCUGAGAUGCGCCUUUUUCUCCGGCGCUGCGCUUUUCCUUCUGACGGUAGGGCUGGAGAGGGGUCAUGGGUGGUGGGGGUUUGGCUGGCGAAGGGGAGAUCGCAGUAGGGGCUUCCGGAGGCUCCACGCUUUGCCUUGUCCAGCCCAAGGAGGAGAUCAUGCAGCAGCGUCCUGGGAUUCAAAUAUCCCCGUCUCCUUGGAAACCGCCAGGUAGCAUCACCUGCUUCUUAAAAAUAGUCCCUAGUGCGUCGGGGCGCGCACGGUACUGAACUCCAGGACGCGCUCUGCCCCUGUGCCUUUUUCUCCUCCGGGUCAAGUGAAAGCCACAUGCAUACAAACGUAUAUACAAUUUUAUUUCCCCAGGUUUUUUCGGGUGCUUUUAAGCUCUUUUGGACUGCUGUUGGUCCCCAUGGCAUAUUCAAAUUAACUUAAUUUGCUCAUUUAUUCGUCUGUUUUAAAAAUAUACUCCUAAGGUUAUUACAAUAAUCCUGCCAAUGUCAAUGUUCUUCUCUGUUUAGUUUGUAAAUAUUCAACAAACCAUUUCCAUUCUUUUAUAAUAAGUUUCUUAUCUUGAUUUCUUAUUUUUCCGGUAAGUUUCGCCAUUUCUGCAUAUUCCAUAAGUUUUUGUAUCCAUUCUUCUUCUUUCCAUUUAACGUUCUUGCCACUGUAGUUGCAUACAUGAAUACAUUUCUAUACAGUUUGGGUAGUCCCAUCCCUAUAAUUCCCAAAAGGAAAGUUUUUGGGUUUGUUUGUUUUUUAAAAACAUUAUUUUAAAAUUCUUUUUCAAUUCAUUAUAUAUCAAUUCCCAGUAAGCUUUUUUAAACCUUACUACUGGUUAAUAUCAUCAGUUGUUUUUCCUUUAGAUAAGUGCAAUUCAAGUUCUCUCCAGGUCUGAUAGUUUCCUAAACAGUUAGUAUUCCUCUCAUGUAAAGACAAAAUUGUUCCAAUAUCCUUCUAGUGUUUUGAAUCUGUUCUACCCCCUUGUUAAAUGAAUGGGGAGGGGAAUAGAUCCCUUUUUAAAAGACAUCUAAUUUUUUCCAAAAUACGAGUUGAAUUGGAAAGAUACCAAAUGAGUCUAGAACAUAGCAGCUGCUUCCUAAAGCUACAAAUCUAGAUGUCAAAUCUUUUUGCCUUGUGCACAUUCUACCAUCCCAUUGCCCCAUGUACUAAAGCUUAGCACAUUGUCUCAGCGUUACAAGAAGAAUAAUGCUGAUGGGGGGGGUAUUGUUUUUAUUUUUAUUAUGUAUUUUGUGGUUUUAUAUCUUGAUCUUAUUCUGCGACCCACCCUGAGACUCCCGGAUAUAGAGCAGUAUAUAAGUUCAAUAAAUCAAUCAAUCUAGGCACACAUGCUGGGGAAUGUGUUCUCCUGAACUCAAUGAGACUAGCUACUGUCAACAGGAUUGCACAGUAACAGACCCUUCUUUGGGACCAAGAACUUUUAAGCUAUUGGAAAGCGAAGUAGCCAGCAAGCUAAAAGCGAUUCUGCACUCUGGUGUUCCGUCAUGUUGUUGUUUGCUCUGCUUCUAGCUUGGCACCAGGCAUUAUGAAAACUUAAAUUCCUGAGGUUUCAGUGACGUAACAGCAUCAACAUUCUGUAAAACAAACUAUUCCUUUAAAAAUGUCUUGAGAGAAGGAGAUUGUACAACUUUGCAGUGCAACAUGUUCUACGGUCUUAUCAGAAUGGAUUUCCCCCCACUGUGGUACAGUUCAGUCAUAAGCUGCUAGAACCUAAUGAAUUGCCUUUAUUUUUAUGUAGCUGGCUGCCCAUUCUUCUUCUUCUUGAUAUUAGUUUAUCCCACACUCCCUCCAGAGAGAUCAGGACUGCAUGCAUAGUUCCCCUCAAAUUUACAACAAGAUAGGUUGGGCUAAGUUGGAGAUAGCAAGCAUUCCAAGGAGAAAUCAACCAGUUUGUUUCAUAGCUGAGCAGAAAUACGAAUAUAGGACUUCCUGAUCCAAGUCUGACAUUUUGUCUACAGUUAUUCGCAGCCUAAAGGGAACUGGCUAGAAUAGAGUCAACCAGGUGGAUUUCAAUCUCUCUUCCAACCUUUUAUGUUUUAUUUACAAAUAAUUCUACCUGAAGGAAACUUCAUUUUGUCCCAAAUCCCACUUUAAGAAGAAUUCUUCAACACCCCACCUCAGAACACAUGUAAAGCUCUCAUUAACUUCUAGAGCCAUUUUCUUAAGUAUUAGUAGUUUUGGUUUCUUUUGAAACCCUGCUGAUAAUUUAUUGAAGCAAUCUCAUGUUUCCAGCACUGAGCAGCCCCUCCAAGCUUUUGUGGUGAAAGGAUUGCUAUUGAGCAGAGGGCUUUGUUUUUGUUACAAGAGAUUAAGUGCAUGCCUGCUGCAAAAAGGAAAACCGAAGAACUGUUCCAGAACAUGCCCCAAUAGUCAACAGAAAGUUAUUACAACUGAAGUGUGAUAUGCCCCAGUUAAUGUGAAUAGCACAUGUCUUAUUUCACAAUUCCUAGGCUGAUCUUCUUUCUUGGUUGAGGGAAGAAAAGGAUACAGGCAUCAGUGAGAAUAGAACUUGGUUUAAACACUUCUUGUCCUUGCAUACAAAUUCUUCCCCCCGUUGUUCUUUCAUGUUUACUCUUUCUUCGUUUUCAUCAUUUUGACAUUAUUUCAGUUUGAAUGAACUCUGUAUUCUAGCUGCUAUGUAGGUAUGUGAAGGCAGAUGACUUCAAGGAUUUGUUUUUUCAUAAAUGUUUGGAUUGAUAAAUUGAAAAUAUCCUUUGGCUUCAGUUCCCAAAGAUGGUUGGGUUUAUAUUUCUCCUUAGCCACAAACUUGGUAGCUGACCUUAAGCAAGUCACUGAGUGCAUUCAGACAUUGUGCUAAACGAUGGCUUGGUAUGUCCUGUGUGGAACAUUAGGUGAAAGAAGCAUGCGUAUAUUUACCAUGCUAGGCAUUACUUUUCAUUUCUGAUGUCUAAUCACUGAAAACAUUAAGGAGUUUUUGCAUAUUUCAGUCAAUUCCAGGAACACCUGUAUCAAAACCUCCCUGGCUACCUUUUCUCUAAGCUGAAAAUAUCCUGUGUUUUGCUUAUCUUAUCAGUUUGUUUGAGAAGUGAUCAGCUCAGUCGUCCAAGAACUGCUGCACCAGUAUAUCAUAAUAUUUGCAUAUGUUUGUUCAAGUAUUGUCUCAUCUGCCUUGAGUUAGCAUUGCCUUCUCCAAGGACUACAACUUGCAGCAUAAGUAACCAGCACAAACAUCUGGGAGGGUUACCGGGUUGGGCAAGGCUGGGUUGGAACAUCCUUGAAUUGUAGAAUCUGAACAAGAGAAAUGUUGGGGGUGGGGUUAGCCUGAAGGUACAUUGUGUUUGGAACUGCUACAUUUGCUGGUACAUUGGGAUAAAAUUGCAGAUGUUGGUUAAUGAAACCAAAAUUUGAUUGAGUCUAGACUUCGGGAGUCAGUUGAGUAUUUCCAUUACUUAUAAGUGCUGGUUGUGAUCCAGCCAAAGUUGAGCACUUUACGUUCCUGCUGAAAUCAUAGGCGUACUUACCAUAGUCUGAUUUGUACCCAUUCUUACAGAUGGUGGAAAAACCUUGUUGAUACUGAAUUUUCUUAUGCAUCAAUAUCUAGGAAUAAUACUUUUUAUAUUGCUGUUCAAUAUAGAGUUAUCAGGGUAGUUUACGGCUGUUAAAAAUAAAAUAAGAAUGCACCAGAACACUAGCAAAAUUGUAAAGGUACAGGGUAAAAGCAGUAGUAAACAAUCAUGAUUCAAAUUCCUGCACGUGGCAAAAGUCUGGGGAAAUAAAAAGGUUUUCAUGUGGCGCUGAAAAGUGAUUAAGGGUGGCAAUCCUAUACCCACUUACAUGGAAGUAAGUCCCAUCAAAUUCAGUAGGGUUUACUUCUGGAUAGGAUUAUUCUGUGACGUAGGGGGCAGGUGAGCCUAUCUGGGGUGAAACUUCUCUAAGUGGGGUUUCACAAAAGAGCAGGUCUUAUCCCUGUUGUCCACUUGACUCAUCUCAAAUAGCAGGGAAAGACAAGCAGCUGCAGCUCUGAAUACUGCCUCAGUGCCCAGGAAAGUUGGUGUGGAAUUAGACAUUUCUUCAGGUCCCAAGCUGUGUAGGGCUUUAAAAGUAAAUCCUGGCACUCAGAAGCAUUCCAGCUCCUUAAGCACAGGUAAGAUAUAAUCCGAUGCACGGUCCCAGUUAGUUGCUUUGUGCUUGCUUUCCUUACUAACCUUUUGCAAUCUGGUGCCCUUCAGAUGUUCUUGGACUACAAUUCCCAUCAGCCACAGCCAACAUGGCCUUGCUGGCUGGGGAUGAUGGGAGUUGUAGUCCAAAACAUCUGGAGGGCACCAGGUCAGGGAAGGCUGUUCUAUAUUAAAUGCAUUUUCUGCACAGUCCUUAAACAGGGAAGUCAUAGAGGAAGCCUUAUUGAGUAAUUAACUGUUGAGUAGAGAAGCCCAGAGAAAUUUGACGCAGACACCUUGGAGAUCAACCAUGAUAUAACAGGUUCAGCAACGUUUCUGUGCUUGGCCAGAUACAGUUGAUUGCAAAUGACAGUUACGUUAUAGUUGGGUAUAAUCCUUAGGAAAACAGCUACAGUUCUGAGUAAGUUUGUUGCAUCAAGGCAGAUGACACAGAACAGGGAAAGCUGGUGACCUCUACAGAGUUGACUCAUUUUUUGUUCAGUUUUUCAGGUGAAUGGAAGGGCAACAUUUUGCAUAAAUGUUCAGGGCUGGGGUGAAUAAAAUAGGUUGGUGCUUGUUGGCAUUUAUUGCCUGGUUGAGGAACAUGGGAAGUCACUGCCAGGGCGUGGAAAGAGAUUAUGGGACAUUAUAGCAUUAUAAGCACCCUUGAAUUUUGAAGCCUCUGUGGCCACAACAGCCUCAAUCACCCAGUGAAAACAUCACAUUCCUAACAAAGCCAGAUCUUUAAUUGAAGAAUGCAUUCAUUACAGAUGUCAAAGUUGCCUGGCUUUUCAGGGUGUGAUACUGCGGGUAGCAUGACUUUGCCAGUGCAACAUCCUUCUUACUCUUGCCCUUUUCUCCAUCUGUUAAGGUUCUUGCCAUCAACAGCUUCUACCAUGCCCUGGGAGAUGACUGCAGUCUAAGGAAGACCAUCUACAAGAGAAGCAGCCAGGUGGGGACUCGGUUAAGUUCUCCAGUAGAUAACAUUAAAAACCAGAUAGAUAUUAUCUGCAAAUCUCUCUCUCUCUCUCUUGUUUUACAAUGGCUUGUGCGUCUGUUGAUGGGGGAGGAUAAUUGAAUCUGGAUCUAUAUUUUGAUGAGGCUGGACAGAUUUUAGAUUCUGAGUCCUUAAGAAGUUAUGUACAUACAUAUCCAUCUACUUAUGGCAUGUGUGAGGGACGCGGGUAGCGCUGUGGGUUAAACCACAAAGCCUAGGACUUGCUGAUCAGAAGGUCAGCGGUUCGAAUCCCCGCGACGGGGUGAGCUCCCGUUGCUCGGUCCCUGCUCCUGCCAACCUAGCAGUUUAAAAGCACGUCAAAGUGCAAGUAGAUAAAUAGGAACCACUUCGACGGGAAGGUAAACGGUGUUUCCGUGCACUGCUCUGGUUCUCCAGAAGCGGCUUAGUCAUGCUGGCCACAUGACCCGGAAGCUAUACGCCGGCUUCCUCGGCCAAUAAAGCGAGAUGAGCACCGCAACCCCAGAGUCAGCCACGACUGGACCUAAUGGUCAGGGGCCCUUUACCUUUACCUAUGGCAUGUGUAUGAAAGUCCCACUACAGGUCAAUGAACAAAGGAGGAAGCUUAUCUUCUGUUACUGAACUUACCAGUGUGGGGCCGAAGGAUAUAUUUGGAACAUUAUUUUAAACUCCCUAUAUUUUAAUGUUUGUUUUGAAAAAGAGGCACCUGCUACAGUGAUACACAUAGGUGGUUGUAACAUAAGUGCGCUCUUUUCACUCCCAGGAUCUGAAGCUGCUCGACAGUCUUCGUCCUUUGCGUCGCACCAAAAGGAGAUGGGUUAUUACCACCCUAGAACUUGAGGAGGAAGACAAAGGGCCAUUCCCAAAACGUGUCGGAGAGGUAAAAGCCAAUGUGUAACGUGUUGGAAAGCCUUGCAUAUUUAUUUAUUUAUUUAUUUAAAUAAUAUUUAUUGCUUUUAUACCUUACAAAAAGAAAAAAGAGAAAAGAAAAAAGAAAAGAAGAGGGGAAAAAAACAAAAGAGAAAACAAUACAAUACAAUAUAUAAACAAUACAGAACGCAACAUUAACAUUAACACAUUAAACAAAACAAAAGCGAAAACAAUUCAAAAAAACACACAUCGUACCAUCUCAAUAUCCUCUCUUUCAUUCCCUUGUUUCAUCGACCUCCUCUCACCUCCCUUUUUGUAUUCCAUUUCUAUUAAUUGUUUCAGCAAAUCCUUUCCAUCUUUCUCUAUUUUCUGUCAUGUAAUUAUCUUAACAUAUUUUAACCUUAUUUUCCAUUAAUACUAUAAUACUUAUUUAUACUUAAUUCCUUAAAAUAUUUCUACUAAAGCCAUAUAAUUCCCUUCCAACAUUUUCCUAACACUCAUUAAUUUUACAUUAUUUCCAUAUAUAGGUUUUAAACUUUUUCCAAUAUUCUUUCACCGUCUCUUCUCCCUGGUCUCGGGUUCUGCCAGUCAUUUCCGUCAAUUCCAAAUAGCCCAUCAACCUGGUGAUCUUCUGUCCGAGGCUCUUAACACUUUUCCAGGUCCCUUCUGCAAGUCUUCUUCAUAUUUAUACAUGCACUUCACUUUGUCUUCUCCUGAUCUUGUUCUUAUUUUCCUUCCUUUGAUGCUGAAAAAUAGAUCUCCGGGAAAUUCCCAUCUAGCAAUGUUUUUAUUCCUUCUCGACAAGUCAGCCAAAUCUCCAUAAUUAAAACUGAAAUUCAAAAGAUAUUUCCAGUCGUGUUCCAAAGUUCCUCCAAAUCUGGCAGUCCCCACAACUCCAGUCUCCUUCUGACCCAAGUCCCGGUCCCAAAGGUCAAUCUCCAGUCCAAGCGGGGCUCCAAUCCUAAAAGUCUGACUUUCUCUGAAUUCAGUCUUGGAAGGCAUCAACUUAUAAUUAUCAAAUUGCAACUGUAAGGCUGGAGCUCUCUGCCUCACCACUUGUGCCACUUUAGGUUCCACCGCAAAAACUUUCUCCCCCGCCUUCUCCUCAAUUUGCCAUGUCAAAAUAGAUCCCUGUAUCGAUUCCUGAAUAAUUUCUGUAUUAAUAUUGACUUUUUGUGCCAAAUUAGUCACUUUUUGUUCCAAGUUAUCAAUUUUUAUAGUCCUCACAUCCGUCUUCUUAUAAAGCUGUUCCAGUGAAUGCAUUGUUCCAAAAUGCAACCACUAAGGCUUCUUCUGUCAACAUUCUUAACGAAUCAAGGUCAAUCCCAGAUUCUCACAGUUUUAUCUUGCAGGUGGAAAAUUCCCCCAGCUCAGCUCUUGUAACAAUUUCAAAGGCUUCCUCUAGGGGGAAACAAUUUCUAUUUGUAUCAGUCAUUUUAAGCACAGUUCAAACAAUAAAGUUAGUUUCAAUUUUCAGUUACUUUUACUCCUUUUUAAACGCAGAAGGAGACAAUGGAAACAAUGUAUUUCUCUUCUUUAACUUACUGUCAGCAGACAAUCUAUUCACAGUCAAUGAGCAUAUCCUAAACUUCAAUGCUUACUAGCAGCCUGUUUCCAGGUUCAGAGCGGUGGUAAUUUGACUUUCUUCACUCUCUCCUGCAGGCUUACACGAUCUUAAAUCUCCCCCCUCUUCUCCUGCUUCCAAGGGGGGUUUGAUGAUUUAACCGAUGGAAGUUUAAUCCUUUAUGAGAGACUUUCCAAGGCUUUAGCUUGCAGCCUCUUUGCUUCAAUCUAUUUACAAAAGGGGGAGGCGGACUUCCUGUUUGAAACCUCCCCGUUUCAGUGCCAAAUUAAGACGUUUAAAAAUCCAAUUUUCCGUUCUACUCACAGGUAGUUGUUUUAAGAUCAAAUUGUCCACAGGAAAAAGUCAGCGCUCUCCUGCAACAGCAAUGCGGCUUCACUCCGUGAAAGAAGCAGUCGAUUCAAAGCACUGUGCCACUCACCCCACGUCGCUCCGGAUCCCCGAAACCGGGUUUCCCCACGAGUAGGGGAGGCGCAAAAGGUGCCAGCUGAAUCCCACGUCCACAAGCUUCUCCCGCCUGUGGUUUUUAGUGGGUCUCCGCCUUCGCCGUGGCGGCCAGACCCUGAUUUCCAUGGAGCGGAUUCCUCCCGAUCAGAGGAAUUCCGCCAUUGCCGGAGGCGCUAACCCGGAAGUCUCAAGCCUUGCAUAUUUAUAGUCUAGUUUUUUGUGUUUCUGGCUGUGUUCCCCAAGGGCAAUUUGCAUCUGAGUCAAGCCUUCAGCAGCUUGUGCCGUGAUACGUUUGCUCAUGUGUUGCAGGAAGAACAGCCGAGAACAUUUUGUGUGCACCUUAAAGUGUGUGCAUGUUGGGAGUUUCUUCUGCCUGAGGGCCAUAUUUGCCCUUUGUCAACCCUUCAGGGAACACAUGCAGGUGGGGAUAUGGUCUAAAGUGGACAUAGACACCUUCUUGAGAGCCAGUGUGGUGUAGGGGUUAAGAGCGAUAGACUUGUAAUCUGGGGAACCGGGUUCGCGUCUCCGCUCCUCCACAUGCAGCUGCUGGGUGACCUUGGGCCAGUCACACUUCUUUGAAGUCUCUCAGCCCCACUCACCUCACAGAGUGUUUGUUGUGGGGGAGGAAGGGAAAGGAGAAUGUUAGCCGCUUGAAGACUCCUUCGGGUAGUGAUAAAGUGGGAUAUCAAAUCCAAACUCUUCUUCUUCUAAUUCUCUGGCCACAUCUGCACCCUACAUUCGAAGCAUCCUGAUCACAUAGGAUCACAGGAACUGUAGUUUAAGGGUGCUGAAAGCUGUUAGGAGACUCCUGUGCUCUGAGUUACAGUUUCCAGAGUACCCUGGGAAGAGGAAUUGACUGUUAAACCACUCAGGAAAUUGUAGCCCAGUGAGGGGGAAGCCAUGACUGCUACAUGCAAGGUGCAGAUGUGGCCAUUCUCAGAUGCACACCACAUGCCCACAGGUUCACAGCUUCCCCACAUCUGAUCCUUGUAGAUAAGCUGAGAAGACGGCUAGUACCCCAUCCCAAAUCAUUAGAUCAAUCAUCUGAAGUGUGGGGAGGGAGUGGCCCUCAUCUCCUAGGCCGGGCAGAGAAGUUGUAAGUUUUCCUGCCAAGGUCACAGUGUGGAAAAAAAGCAUGAUGGCUCUCCUGGACUCUUCAUGUCCCCCCCACAAUGCCUCUUUCCCGUGCCAGCCCCCAGGCAGUGCUGCAAGAGCUGCAAUUUUUAAAAUGUUGAGUGCCUUAGAAUUGCUUUUAAAUAAAUGGAUAUUGGGUAUGGGGCUGGUGAAUCACCACCUUAGAGAUGACCAAGAGUAUCUGCACCCCACCCCCUGGAAGAAUGUCAGUUGGAGUUACUAGGAAGUCUCCAAACCAAGGAAGACUUGGUUUGGCAAGUCUCUAAGUCCCCCCUUUCAUGCUUGUCACAUGGAUGACAGGCCCCAUUGACGCCUAAUGCAGGAGGAAGCUACAAUUGGAAAUUUCAAGCUCGUGCAUGUUUAUAAUCUUCAUCUUUAAAUAAAAGCGUCACUGGCAAUGUUUACUUACCUUCUGGGACAAUUUUUUUGUCUCCUCCCCACAAAACACACACACACAGUCUCUGGCACUUUCUUUAAAAUAUAUUUUAGGAGGCAAUUUUUUAAAGCACUUUAGAAAAUUCAGUUGUAACGGAGCAAUGAAGUAGCAUAUAUAAUUGCAUCUCUUAGUCUGUGCCACUUAAUUUUUUUUAAAAAAAUAGUUUCUAUUAAGUUUUCAAGUUAUACAUCUCAAAAUAUGCAUUUUACACAAUACUAUAUAUCCAUCGACUGCCCUCCUUCUCCUUCCCAUGGUUCAUUUCACUUGUCUAUCAUUCCUGCAUAUUUUACUGUAACCAUUUUACUCAGCUCCCCAAUUUAAAUCAUUCAAAUAUUAAUCACACUGUUGAAUUUAUCUUAAUGCUGCCAGCGUCUUCAGCUGUGCACAGUUGUUUUACAAAUACUCAGCAAAUAUUUUCCACUCCUCUUUAAAUAGAUACUCUUUUUGCUCUAUUUUUCAUGUGUUAAACCUGCUGGUUCUGCAAAUUAUAUCAUGUGUUACACCUGCUGGUUCUGCCAGUGCUCCUUACUUGGGACCUCCCUUGCUUUCCAUCUUUGGGCUAACAAAACUCUAGCUGUCGUUGUUGCAAAUAUAAAUAAUUUUUUAAAUUUGUAAGUUCUAUGCCUGACUUCUAUACUUUUGAUUUCCCUGUUUCCCCUUAUAUUCUGAAGUAAUAUUUCCAACAGCAAAAUAAACAACAGUGGAGAUAAAGGGCAGCCUUGUCUAUUCCCUUUUCUUAUUUGGCAUUUGUCUGAGAGAUUAUUAUUUACUAAUAUACUUGCAGAUUGGUCAUUAUAAUUGCAUGUACUCUCUUACAAUAAAAGGACUGACUGUUGUGUGUCACCAAACUGUAACUCUUGGGAUUUUGUGUGUGUUAAAUAUGCGCCUUGAGGAUUUCAUUGCAAUGGCAUUGGCAUCACUAAAACAUCUGUGAGAUGGCACAAGAAUUAAGGGUGGGAAACUUUUCCUUAAGAAUCAUGCUGCUGAUGGUGAUAAAUACUAUUAUUAUUUAUUAUUUUAAAAAAAAACACAAAAAAUCUACAUUAGGGGUGGAUCAACACACAGGACCCCCCCCCCCGCUAUAAAUAAGUCAGAAAUUAAAUUGUUAUAACAAAAGAAGAAGAAAAAUGCUCUGGAAAAUCGCUUAGAAUUUUUUUCUUGCUCUCUGGGGCCAUCUGGUGUUGCAUGUUUAUAAUACAUUCAAAAAGGUGGUUUUUUGACUAAUGUAGCUGAGUCCCUAGGAUUAUCAGAAUAGUAAAAUGUAGAAGAAUCUUGCCAUUAAAAUAUUACUCUGCUGAUAAGAUUAACCUUUAAACGACAGCCUGUUUUGCUUUGUAGCUCUUUAAUGAUGUAUCACGCAAGCGUGAUAUAAAUGUGAAAUAUUUAAUCAGUGGACCUGGUGUGGAUGAAUAUCCAGAGCCUGGACUGUUUUCUAUCGAGGAUGAUGUGAAUGGACAUGUAUCUGUGCACCGUUCCAUUGAUCGAGAGAGAAACCCUUCUUUCACGGUAUUUACUUUACUUUAAACCUUUUUUUCUUUUUUAGAAGUCCAUAGAACACAUGAGCCAGUCGCUAAUUUAAUUUUCUUGCUGAUUAUCCAUCGUUCAGAUACGUUUUGAUGUUGCGGAUAGGACGACGAAUGAAAUAGUGGAUAAAUCUUUACUCUUCAAUGUUAAAAUCAAGGAUAUAAAUGAUAAUGCGCCUGAGUUUUCUAAAAAGGAAUUUAACAUCACAAUGAAAGAAAACCACAACAGAAGUGAGUAUCCUGGAUACUGUUGAUAGCUUCGCUGCAUAUGGUCCUUGUCAAGGACAGGGUUGCUCAAACUUUCUACUCUCAGGACCCACCUGAGAUAGCUGCAGAAUACUGAAGCCAACCCGUCACAAAAUGACAGAGCAGUGGCAGAGCCAGUCACAAAAUGGUAGCCAGUGCAGACAGACUUUGGCAUAAUCAGCUGGCAAUUACUGAGAUCAUUUUCUAUUGCUAUUUAAUCCAUCUUUGGACACUGCCAACCUCUUUGGCACAGACAGCAUUUUCUUUAGGGCUCAGCUUUCCUUAAGUUAAGUACAGAAAUUUGAUCUGGAGUUAUUUUGACUCGGUCUUCCCAUUUUAGGAAGAAUUUGCGGACCCAGAGGAUCCAAGUAAAGAAGGCUUUUUAUUUUAUAUUGUUCCUUUUCCCACCCCAUGUGCCUCGAGCAUUUUUACUCAUCUCCUAUAAUUUCUUCUCCCAUUUCCCUUUCAUCCCUUCUCUGGUCCUUUUACAUUCACUUCCUCCUCCUAUAGCAGCUUUCAUCUUUCUUAUCCUCUAUCUAUCCAUCUCAUUUAUCACCGUCAUCACACCCUUUGUCCUACUGUCUAAUUUUGUUCAAUACCUCCUCUGCCCCAUUUUCCUCAGAAGUGGAAGACUUUCCUUUCUUCUCCACUCCACUUUUGCACCUCUCUGCUUCUCAGCCACCUUUACUCAGGAUGGAGUUGCUGGCAUUGGUGGAGCCUAAAGUCUAUGGCAUGGCUAGGGGUUGCAGCAGGCAAACAAGAAGGCACUGAGCAGGCAGUGGCAAAAGCUGUUGGCUUUGCUCUGAAUCUGGUAACAAAUUUGCCCCCAUGGGGAGAUUGCCAAGAGGUGGGCUCUUCUGGUCAACUAUACAAGGGCCAAGAAUGGAAGUACAGUCGUACCUUUGAACAAAAUCCGUUCCUGAAGUCUGUUCGACUUCCAAAACAUUCACAAUUCAAGACGCGGCUUCCGAUUGGCUGCAGGAAGCUCCUACAACCAAUCGGAACCCAUGUCGGAUGUUUGGAUUCCAAGGAACGUUCACAAACCGGAACACUCACUUCUGGGUUUGUGGCUUUUGGGAGCCAAAACAUUCGAGUCGCAAAGCGUUUGACUUUCAAGGUACGACUGUAUAGUAAAGACACACUAUAAAGGUAAAGGGACCCCUGACCAUUAGGUCCAGUCGUGGCCGACUCUGGAGUUGCGGUGCUCAUCUCGCUUUAUUGGCCGAGGGAGCCAGCGUACAGCUUCCGGGUCAUGUGGCCAGCAUGACUAAGCUGCUUCUGGCUAACCAGAGCAGCACAUGGAAACAUCGUUUACCUUCCCGCCCGUACCUAUUUAUCUAAUCGCAUUUUGACGUGCUUCCGAACUGCUAGGUUGGCAGGAGCAGGGACCGAGCAAUGGGAGAUCACCCCGUCAUGGGGAUUUGAUCCGCCAGCCUUCUGAUUGGCAAGUCCUAGGCUCUGUAUUAUUCCCUUGCUAUAAACACUGUACCUUCCCCAAUCAUAGAUGAACCAGUGUUCAAUGCCACGGCCUAUGACAAGGAUGAAGAAGGCACUCCUAAUUCUCUAGUGGAGCAUUCUUUGGUUUUGCAGACACCUCGUACAAAAGAACCUAUCUUCACCAUUGAUCCUUCAAGUGGCCUGAUUCGUGUCACGGGAUGCUCAGAUUAUCAGGUAUAGAACUUGUAAAUACAUUUUGUCUUCUUAAGCUCUGCCCCCCCCCUUUUCGGCAUGUAUACACUUGUGAAAAUAAUUUUGCCUUCAGUAUGUCACUCUUUAAAUCCAUUGCCCUAGUAUUUCCUCUACAAAUUGCCUUUCAGCAGCCUAAUCUUUGUAAAAAAAUAUCCCAUGCAAGGCAAACAAAUGCAGUGUAAACAAAUGGGCCAUCAUUGUUGGUGUUGGGUCAGGGAGAACUGGCUCAGCCUGAUCCACUUAGCAAUGAGUCACUGAGUGACCUUUUGCCUUCACUUUGCUCCAGUAGCAGAUGGGUGGUGGUGGUGCAGUGGAGCUUACCUGACCACCUGAUACUGAGCUGCUGCUUAUUGGGAGGAAAAAUGGAGGUGCUGGGGAGGUCAACAUGGUGCAAAUGCAUCAGCAUGCUCCUAUUGCUGCAUUUGCAGUGUGGGGGCUUCCCCAGAGCUCUGCCCUUCCCAGGAAGCAGCAGUGACUCAACAGUUGGGAGGUCAGGUACGUGCCACCUCCUCAACAUACCAUCCGUUACUGCUGUGUCCUACAUCACUGGUGCUGAGAGAAUGAGAUGAGAGAUGGGGUCUAAAGGCCAUAUUUAUACAGAAUUACGGUCCUGUGCAAAUUACACCAUGGAGCAAAAACAUUUGAAUUUACCCAAGGCCAUGGACCUCAAAACUCAUCUUUAAAGGCAGUCUCAGUUGUGGCCACACAACAUGCAUGGGGGAAAAAAUUGAAUAAAGCUAAUAGGUAUCUUUGCAGCAGAAUCAAUCCAAAGUUUCUGGUGGUUAAUUGUGGCCAUUUCAGGAAAGCUGGAUUCUAACUUGGUCAGUCAGACCACGGGCCUUACGUUUUGCAAAUGCAUCUUUCCUCUUUGGAAAGUUUGCAUGGCUUUGGAGUUAAUGAAUUCACACCAAUAUCAUCUCGGACAUAUGGAGAGUGAUGAUGUUUUCAUAUUUUAACGUUUUCAAGGAGACCUCGGCUUUCAGACUUCUGGUCAAAGCUACAGACCAUGGGAAUCCACGGCUGUCAUCAACAGCAACCAUUAAUAUUGCUGUGGAAGAUUCAAACAACAACGCACCACUGCUUGCUAAAGGAACUGUAAGGACAUAUUGCUUGAGCGCUAUUGUCAGGGUGGGAGAGAGUUUUCCAGGUCCCAGUUAUGAAGUCAAAAGAUUUGCCUUUUUCAGGGCCCACUUUAAGGCAUUGUUUUCCAUCAGUGCUGACAGCCCUGCAGGUAUACAGCCUAAUCAGAAUGCUACUGCAAAUUCCUCAAAAAUGUAAUUAUUUGGACUCUCUUUUAUUGUUUGAAUCAGAUUCAUCCUGGUUCUUGGAUAUGCUUAAGUCAUGCCCAGCUUUUCCCUGACCUCUAAGAUGGGGCUCUGUCAUUACUGAGUCUAUUUUUGUAUGCCGCUUGGAGAAUCUAAAAUAUGAAGAUUAGAAAUGCUUCAAAAUAAGUAAUAAACAUGCAAAUGCCAAGUUGUGUACAGGGGUCAGCGGCAUGUAUACAAGCCCUGCUUCUGAAGUCAUUCUGCAUGUCAUUGCCCGUGCGCUGACUUUCCCUAGUGUUGUGCCAGGAAUUCAAGAAUAGAACUCUCUGCAUAACUGAGGACCACACUUUAUCAAUGCAACUUCUGCCUGCACAGUCCAAUCCUGGGGGCAGAUUUAAUUAAAUAGUUGCACAAGCAGGAACAACAACAACAACAACAACUUUAUUUAUACCCCGCCCUUCUGGCUAGGUUUCACCAGCCACUAUGGGCAGCUCCCCAAAAAAUAUUACAACCACGAUAAAACAUCAAACAUUAAAAACUUCCCUAAACAGGGCUGCCUUCAGAUGUCUUCUAAAAGUCAGUUAGUUAUUUCCUUGACAUCUGAUGGGAAGGCGCCACUGCCAAGAAGGCCCUAUGUCUGGUUCCCUGUAACCUCACUUCUCACAGUGAGGGAACCACCAGAAGGCCCUCAGAGCUGGACCUCAGUGUCCGGGCUGAACGAUGGGGGUGGAGACGCAUUAUAACAUGUCCCACUUCUACAGUGGGUUUUUCCCCCUGUCUCCACUUCCUAUGCCUCAAAACAGCACACAGUGGGAAGAUAGGGGAAAUCAUUUUACCAGGCAAGCAGGAUUUCCUUGUGCAUACAGAGGAACCUCCUUAGCAGUCCACUCCACCCUGGGUUAUGUAUCUUGGUCACAUUGCAGUGUGACAGAAAAUGGGAGGAAAUGUUUGGAGCUGUCUUUUGUUCACUGAGAUGCCCUAUCUGUGUCUUCCAAGCAUUAUCUGAACAUCCCAGAAGGCAAAACAGAACAUGGCAUCCUUCGCCUCCAGGUGGAAGAUAAAGAUUCACCCAACACACCUGCUUGGAGAGCCAAGUAUAAGAUACUGGGAGGAGAUGAUACAGAGAAUUUCAGCAUUGAGACAGAUCCUGAUACCAAUGAAGGGGUUUUAAGCAUCACAAAGGUAACGUAGAUGGACGAAGCUAUUGAUAGGUUUUGAAGAAUUAUUCCAAGCAUAGAACUUUUAUCAAGAUUUGGCUAGCAGCACGUCAUCAUUUACAGCCCCCCACCCCACCCUACUGGUUCUUACUAAUGGGAGAUUGUGAUUUUGUGGUUGCUCUGCAUCUUUUAUUUUCAGCCUUUGGUUUACGACAAACAUAACAAGAGGAGACUCGUGAUUUCUGUGGAAAACGAAGAGCCCUUCUUUAUCUGUGAAGGCGGUCAGGUGCGGAGUUCUCCAGGCAACCAAGAAGCAUAUGUGAACAUAAACAUCAUUGAUGAGAACGACGCUCCUCAGUUCCAUCCUCCUGCUCUUGUUCUUUGGAAAGAGGAAGGGAUGAUCCCUGGGAACACGAUUGCACAUUACACAGCCAAGGAUCCAGACACAACACCACACAUCAUAAGGUGGGGAAGAUCUGCUGGUCAUUCUUGUACGCAUGUCCCAUAUGAAUGGGUCUUCCAAAGGAGCUUGCUUAGGGGUCCACUUCAGAGAGAGUGAGGAGGAAUAGAUUCAAGAACCCAAGAGCACAGGGAGUCAUUGAACAUUACACUUUGCCCAAUCAAGUGUCCCAUGACCGCCAUUUUGCCAAGUGUGGUGUAGUGGUUAAGAGCAGUAGACUCGUAAUCUGGUGAACCGGGUUCGAUUCCCCGCUCCUCCACAUGCAGCUGCUGGGUGACCUUGGGCUAGUCACACUUCUCUGAAGUCUUUCAGCCUCACUCACCUCACAAAGUGUUUGUUGUGGGGGAGGAAGGGAAAGGAGAUUGUUAGCUGCUUUGAGACUCCCUAGGUUAGUGAUAAAGUGGGGUAUCAAAUCCAAACUCUUCUUCUUCUUCCUUUAAGCAUGAGUAGUCUACCUGUUUGAGUGCUGUGUCAAAACGUUUCUUCCGAUUUUUCACAUGUUUCAUUCCCCUGUGAAAUUUGCUUCUGUUGUCCUGCUUCAUUCAUGGAGCACUUUAAAAAUGUCCUUAACGUUAAAAAUAAAUAAAUUUGGACCUUACGUUAUUGUUGCGAGGUGACCAUGGGUAGUGUGUAUGUGGUCACCAUGCUCCCAAAUUAAAAAUAUAUUUGCAGAACAGUAUACUUACCUGGCUGCCUAUGCUUCCUGAUCUGAAAAGAAGUCUCAUGGGUGGAGUUACAACACGGGAGCAUCAGCAUCAGGAUGUCUUCCCCUAGGGCAGGCAUAGGCAAACUCCGGCCCUCCAGAUGUUUGGGGCUGCAAUUCCUAUCAUCCCUGACCUCUGGUCCUGUUAGCUAGGGAUGAUGGGAAUUUUAGUCCCCAAACAUCUGGAGAGCCAGAGUUUGCUUAUGCCUGCCCUAGGGUAUCAUAGAAGUGGGAGAAACUGUGGGAGAAUGGUUGCCACAUGACUGAGAUUGUUGCACACUCUGAUUUUUGUUUCUGUAGCAAUUGCAGUGUUUUUACUUUCAAAGAAGUUUUCUUUUCAAGAAAAUGAUAAACUGCUCUCUGGUGCAUGGCAAACAGCCUCCCUGCCUUCCAUCUCUUAUAGGAAAGCCUAGCUGUGGAAACCAUGGGGAUUUUAGGAGGCAUAGCGCCCAGGAAGGCUGCAGUAUGCAGACUACUGGAGAAUGGAUACAUUUUCUCUCCACGGCUGUUUGUUUUUCACCUAAUACUAUGCUAUUCAUCUUGCUGUCUGCUAUUUAACAUAGUUUACACAAUUAUUCCUGCCCUUUUAUUUAUUUAUUUAUUAAAUUUGUAUACCGCCAGUCACCCAAAGAUCAUAGGGCAGUUCACAACAUAGAAAUACAAAAUGGGGACUUGCGUACUUCACAAAUUUAACAUAAUUAGUAACAUUUUCACGCCAUGCAUUUCAAUGUAAAGGAAAUGUCAAAACCAUGCAAAUAAACCCCACCAAAAAUUAUGUAUUGGUUGUAAGAUUAAAUAAAGACCCCCAAGAAUUAUGUGAGCGAAUAGCCACUGUAUUUGCUAGAUCGAGUUCUGCGCUGGACCUGGGACAAAAACGCGAGUGGCAACAGUUUUUGCUACUGCUUCAGGCUGAAUUCCCUGACACCCCUAUUUGCAAAACCCUGGAGCCAUUUUGGAAGUAAUGUCAAUGCAACCAAAGCCUUCCACUCCCCCAUGAGAAUUUUACAGAAACUCUUCUUUCCACCUGACUUUUUUUUUAUAUGAGUGCAGUUUCUUUUUCUUUUCACUGUUGGAGAAUGGUUGGAAAAGGAAGUGGAAGGAAAUGUUCAGCACAGCACUAAGUAAACCCUUGAUUUCCAGUCCUUUGGAGGGUUGGAAAGCAAACCCUGCCUGAUAGCUACUCUGGAGCCUUCAUCGCUCAUUUAAAAAUAAAACCUUUGAUUUCCUCUUUAAGGUACAAAGUAGUUUCUGACCCAGCUGGCUGGGUGACUGUUGACGAACACUCGGGGACCGUGACAAAUGUGAAAACACUAGAUAGAGAAUCUCCCCACGUGAACAACAGUGUAUACACCAUUGUGAUUCACGCCAUUGACGACGGUAAGUAGCUUCUCAGACAAUAACGGUGCAAGAUGCAAAGUGUCCCAAGGCAGCUCUGGUUUAGCACCUAACACUCAGCUUUGAAUAUUUCCGGGCAGAAAAUGAAAGCAACAGAAUUAUCCUGUGAUGUCUAAAAAUCAUAGCUGUCAACUUACAGAUUUGAAAAUAAGGGAUCAGCAGCCAAAAUAAGGGAUCAACAAUUACUUUGAUAAAAUACAUAUUUUGUUGCAUGCAAAUGGCUUUAGAUACCUAUUAGGUCCAUAAAUUACCAUAUAGCAUAUAUUCAACAACAAAAAAAACAGCAACAAUUUGUUGUUGACAAAGGACAGCUGGACAUGGAAAGGGCCCCAUUAUAUUCAGUAGCUUAUUUAAGGGACAUCAUCAAUAAGGGACAGCAGCGGGACAUGGCACUGGGAAAAGGGACUGUCAUGCCAAAUAAGGGACGCUUGACAGCUAUGCUAAAAAUGUUGAGAAGCUGUCUUAAAAAUGCUUCCCAGUCAUAGAGCCGUUUCUUGGGCCCCUGUGUGAACUCUGACCUAGAUGAUCCUUUCUUGCCUUGAGAGUUUGCAAAACAGGUCCAGCUUGAAUGAUGUGGAUGACCUGACAUUUGCAACAGAGAAAUACAGUGUGGGAAGCGUUUGCUGAGGAGGUCAGAUGCCAAAAGCCAGUGGGUGAAAUCCAUUUCUCAUUCUGUGCGUUCCUUCCUGCUUUGUAAUAUUUGCCCUCCCUCUCUUUUUUUAGCAUUGUGCUCAUUUGUUCCCCCUAUUAGGUGUUCCACCACAAACUGGCACAGGCACUAUCCAACUUCACCUCUCUGACCUCAAUGAUAACGCUCCCAUGUUAGUUACAUCUUUGCUGGUGGUCUGCAGUGGAAAAGAAAAAGGCCCAUUCCUUGUAAAAGCAGAAGACAAAGACUCUGAUCUCUAUGCAGAGCCCUUUACAUUCCAGCUAGUAGAGACCAAUGGGAAUGUGCAAGACUCUUGGAAACUGGGACAGAACUUUGGUAAGCUACCCUCCUACUGUGACGUAGGGAUUUUCCAUGUUCUGCCCUGUACAGUGGUACCUUGAUUCUCGAACGGCUUAGUUGUCGAACAAAUCGGCUCUCGAACGCCACAAACCCGGAAGUAAGUGUUUCGGUUUGUGAAUGUUUUCCGGAAGCCGAACAUCCGACACGGCUUCCACUUGAGUGCAAGAAGCUCCUGCAGCCAAUCAGAAUCCGUGCCUUGGUUUUCGAAUGGUUUAGGGAGUCAAAUGGACUCCUGGAACGAAUUAAGUUCGAGAACCAAGGUACCACUGUACUCUUCGUACGCAGAACUCUAUAGUAUCUCAUAUGCUAAAUUAUGCAAAUUGUAUUGUCAUUACAUUAUUCCACCCCAUUCAUUUCAGUGCAAGGAAAACUCAGUGCAAAUGGGGUUUUGUCUUGUCUUGUAUAUGAUUUUGAUAUUCUGUACAUCGCUUUGACAGUCUUCAGACUAAUAAAGCUAUAGGAGACAUUUCUUAAACAAACAGGGUUCAAGUAGGGGAGGAGACAAAAGUUUCUGGCCUUUCAGCAGAGCUAAUGGGGCUGCAAGAUAUCUCCACCUCCUCUUCGACUAUAAGCCUGAUAGAAUGGCAGGUGCUGUUAAAUGUGGAUUUCCAUCUCCAUUCUCUGGCCUGUUGUCUGCAGUUUUUCCUGACACCACAGGUUAAUAAACUACCUAUAAAUGAUAAGAGAAAGCAUUUCUUCUGAAGUUUUCAAAGAAGGCUGGACAGCUAACCAAAGAAUUGCCUAGAGGAUUUGCAAGCAACCAUUCAAUUCUUAAAAACCUAAAAAUGAUUUAAAUCUGGUUAAUAAUAUUUGGAAGGGUUCAGCCUGCUCAUCCUUGUCUGCAUCAUCACUAUUGUCUCAUUACCAGCGUGGUAUUAUUAUAAUUAGCAAAAAGAAAUAAUGUAAGCAUUCUCCCUCUCUCCCACUUUAGAUGACUCAGUCGAGCUGUUUAUGUUGAAAAGCCUCCCUUCUGGCAUUUACGAAGUGCCGCUCCACAUUUUCGACAGGCAGGGGUUUUCUGUGGAACAGACCCUCCAUGUCGGUGUGUGUUCCUGCCGGGAUGGGAUCACAUGUGAGCAGGAGCUGAAACUGGCUUCCAUGUCGGUGGGUCUUGGAGCAGGAGCAGUCGCUGCAAUCGUGGCUGGGUUCCUGUUACUGAUUUGUGAGUGAUGUCGUAAAAUUGCUUACUGGCAGAAAUAACGUACUCAGAUCUUGUGCAGAGAGAAUGUAAACAUGUUAUCCUUGUUCGUCAGUGACUGAUUUUUUUAGUGGGUGCUCAAUUUCAAUUCAAAGUGCAUGCACACGUAGAUUAGUAGGGUGAGCUGCUUCUUCAUGGGAUUAAACCACUGAGCCUCUUGGGAUUGCUGAUCGGAAGGUUGGCACUUUGAAUCCACCUGACGGGGUGUGCUCCCGUUGCUCCAUCCCAACUUCUUCCAACCUAGCAGUCCAAGAGCACACCAGUGCAAGUAGAUAAAUAGGUACCACUGCGGCAGGAAGGUAAACAGUGUUUCUGUGUGCUCUGGUUUCUGUCACGGUGUCCUGUUGCACCAGAAGCGGUUUAGUCAUGCUGGCCACAUGACCCAGAAAGUUGUCUGUGCACAAAUGCCGGCUCCCUCGGCCUGAAAAGUGGGAUGAGUGCCACACCCCAUAGUUGCCUUUGACUGAACUUAACCAUCCAUGGGUCCUUUUACCUUUUACCUUGACCUAUUGAAUUAAUUAAUUCAGGCAAUUUCUAUAUGCUUAAGAUAUAAAUAUAUCUUUAAAUGGUGUACAACAAACUAACCGGGAGAUGGAGGGGAUCCUAGGAGGGAUUUUCCCUCCCACUUAUCCAAAAAAGUGUUAAAGCUCAUCCUUUGUUUUUCUUUUCCUUGUUACGCAGUGGGCUUAGCUCUCCUACUUUGGUGUUCCUCAACACCAGAAUCAAAGAAAGGCCCUCCCUUCAUUCCGUACGAAGAAGGCAACCAGACCCUGAUCCACUACAAUGAGGAGAGCCAACAAGCUUUGUCUCAGGUGGUAAAUAAUACCGCUAUCCAUUGUGUGGUUAGAUGGAAAACAACACAGGGCUCUUGCAGUUGUAUAGAAGAGGGAGCUUCUGCAACAGUAGCUUUCAAUUCAGAUAUUAAAGAUGUAGGGGUUCUGCUGUCUUUUGCACCUGCCCACCUUGUAUUCUCUCCCUAUGACGUUCCAGGGGCAAUGUUAUUGGGAUUACUGUACAAUCAUCAUGUGAGAUUCAUUAAGCCGAAUGGAAUUUAUUCCUUUUUUUAAAAAAAAAAAUUAUUAUAAAAUACACACACAUUGUGAAUAUACAAGCAUACAAACAUACAUUUCAUACAAUCCUUAAAUAUAUACAAACAUACCUACAUUCAGUCCCACAGAUAAUUCCUUUUCCCAUCACCAUCCAACACCCCUCCCCCGACCUUUGUGUUAAACUUCCAAUCUACUCAAUUGCAAUUUCUUUCCACUUCUAUUACUUUCUUUCACACACAUUUAACCUAAUUUCAUGCUUCUUUUUCUAUUACACAUUGUUAUCCAUCUUAUUUAGUAUUUCAGUAUUUAAAACGGAAAUUGUUUAUUCUAAUAGGAGAUCUGAUUUUUCAAUAUGGUUUUGUAAGUAUCCUUUAAACACCUUCCAAUCCCUGUCUAUCUUCUCUUUUGAGAUCCUUCCAAUUUCUCCCAUUGUUUUGGAUAUUGUAGUACUCCAAUAAUUUGGCAAGCCACUCUAUUUUUGUCGGUAUAAUACCACUUUUCCAAUUUUUCGCAAUCAAUAGCCUUGCGGCUACUGUUGCGCACAAAUAUAAUGUCUUGUCUUCUUCCUUUAGACUUCCUGGUACUAUUCCCAAUAGAAAACCUUCUGGUGUUUUCCUAAAUGAAUAUCUAAACUUUUUUUUCAUUUCGUUAUAUAUUGUUUCCCAAAAUUGUUUGAUGUUUAAACAGUUCCACCAUAUAUGUACCAUAGUACCUUUUCCAGUGUUGGAAGAAUGGAAUUUAUUCCUAUUGAGUUGUAUAAGAUGGUAGUCUUUGAUUCUUUGGGACCAGAGAGCAGCGGAGACUUGGAGUGCCUUUGUAACAUCUGCUUUCUUUGCAUAUGUACUAGCAGGACAUAUAGGCAAGCAGACACUCCUUCAACAGGCAGCAGAUCCCCAGAGAAUAUUUGUGUCGACCUUUUCCAGGCAGGCACCCACAAUUUUAGUAGUUCCAGCUAGAUUCUUGUAUUGCUUUCUGUCCAUUCAGAACAGCUGCUUCACACGCAACCAACAUGUAAUAAUGCAUUUGAUUUUGACUUAAUGUCCCAUUUAGGAUACACCCGAUAUGGGAGAUCCUGCUACAUCAUCCGCAGUCUAUGCACAAAUUUCCAAAGAGAAAGCACAAACAAUUAAGGUAACCACAGAACUCCUUGAGCUUUAUUGAAUGUAUAUUUAAAGGGCCUGUAAUGGAACAGUACAGUUUCCUUGCCUGGUGUUGCUCUUGUUUGUCCUCCCCCCUCCCUUUCUGUUGGGUAUUAGGGGAGAAAUGUAUUUCAGUUUGCUUUUAAAGGUGAACUUGCCUAAUUCACACUUUCCCCAACAAUAUAUGAACUGUAAGGAAGCCAUCCUUCAAAAUUCACAGUUCUCUGAAUUUUGCAAUGCAGUUCUUAGGCCAAGUAAUGUGUACAAAAAUGCAUAUACUAGGGCACAAUUUUGCUUAAAAAUGCAUACCUUGCUGAAAAUGACAUACCAAAAUGUAUGCUAUGGGGAAAUUGCAUACAUAAGUGUGUAUACUAUAUUAGGAUACAUUUUCACCCAAAUGCUCAAAUGUACACGAGGGCUUUUACAAAAAAGUUCGCAGACUGAUGUGGUCGUGUGGAGAACUGAAUUUAAGAUUGGAAAAAUGAGAAACUAACUGCAAAUCCACCCAUCUCUAGCAAUAGUGUGCAUAUUGGAGUAACUGAAAAGCUAUACGGGGGUCUCUGCCUUGCUGAAAGAUAACUGCUCUGACCCUCAAACUCUGCUUAUUCAGCAAAGGUCUCUACUCUUAUAGGCUAUUCUUAGAGGCACUUUUGUAGGUGAGUGGGAGUCUGCAUCAUGAAGGGCCCCCUGAUCAUGUGGAAGAUCCUAUACAAAAGCUAUUGGUUCCCCUUUCAGACCAGCUCACAGAGGUUGGGGUGGUUCUCAGCAGGCCAUUAAUGCCAGAGGCAGGGAUUGACCUGGAGGUCAAAGGCCUGUAGGUAUCUCAUAGCCUAGGAUGUUGUCCAAGGCAAUCACUCAGGGCUGAAAUCUGCCUUGUAUGUAGGGAUUGAGCUCCUUCAAAUUGUCCUUUUACAGUGGUACCUUGGGUUAAGAACUUAAUUAGUUCCGGAGGUCCGUUCUUAACCUGAAACUGUUCUUAACCUGAAGCACCACUUUAGCUAAUGGGGCCUCCUGCUGCUGCUGCGCCACCGCUGUGCGAUUUCUGUUCUCAUCCUGAAGCAACGUUCUUAACCCGAGGUACUAGUUCUGGGUUAGCGGAGUCUGUAACCCGAAGCUUCUGUAACCCGAGGUACCACUGUAUAUGCUUGUUUAUUUAUUGUCCAAUGCUUUUAAUGCCUUGAUAUUGGCUUGCAUCCCAUGAUGCACCAGCAGGGCUUUGCUGACACCCAGGGCCGUCUUAAGCUUAUCCGGCGCCGUGGUGCAAAGAUCCCUCCAAUGCACCCCCCCCAUUUCCCAUAGUUGCUGACCUUUUUUAGGGAGGACGGCACUGCCAGCCCCCAGCUUUGCUGGAGGGCAGCUCCUCUGGCGGGGAAGAGGUGGAGUCUGGAUGCAGCGGCUCCUGGUUCAGCUGGUUGCUUCGUGCCAUGGUGGCCAUGGCAAGCAGAGGCUCCACGUGUGGUGCUGCUUCGGCGCAGCAUGGCGGAGGCAGGUGAGGGCGGCGAGCUGAUGCUGGGAGGCGCCGUGUCCAGCCUCUGCCUCUUCCCUGGCGCCCUCCAGAACUUGGCUCCCUGCACCACUAGCCUAUAUGGGUAAGGCGCCCCUGCUGGCACAAAUGGAGCUUUGUUUCCUUUCUUUUCCCCAUGUGCCUCAAAAAAUCUACUCUAGAAGGUCUCCAACCACCUGGAGCUGAUUUUGAGGGUGGAGUGGAGGAGACAGGAGAAGGAGGGAAAUUGACUCCAUUGCACAUGUGGAAGUCUUGUUAUGUCAGCAGAGCUACAGCGCUGGAUAGGGGCCAGUCAUUUCUUUUGGUAUUUUAUUUCUUAGAGGCCAACUGGAGCGAGCACCUCACAUUCACGGACAUCCAGUCAAGUACACUAUGAACAAAACCUACUUGUGAGUAAAAUGUGUACGAAACCACCGUUGCUUCAGGUAUAGAAAAAUGUAUGAUGGUAUGCAGUAGUUCACGGGUGCUAGAUUUUGUUGUUGCUUUCAGUUUGCAAUCAUUUAUCAUCAUCAUCAUUUUAGUUAUAUGCUGCCUUUCCAUAGUUAAAACCAUGGGUAGGCAAACUAAGGCCCGGGGGCCGGAUCCGGCCCAAUCGCCUUCUAAAUCUGGCCCGCGGACGGUCUGGGAAUCAGUGUGUUUUUACAUGAGUAGAAUGUGCCCUUUUAUUUAAAAUGCCUCUCUGGGUUAUUUGUGGGGCAUAGGAAUUUGUUCAAUUUUUCCCCCAAAAUAUAGUCCGGCUCCCCACCAGGUCUGAGGGACAGUGGACCGGCCCCCUGAUGAAAAAGUUUGCUGACCCCUGGUUAAAACAAUUCUCAAGGCGACUUACAGAAUGACAAGAUUUACAUAAUUACCUUUACCUUUAACAAAAGUCACCAACGAUAAAUAAAACACAUCAGAAAGUACACAACCAAAUGGAAAACAAUUUCCACAUAAUUCAUAAAAUCUAAAAUUAAGAAUACAGCAUUAAUAUCAGUCACAAUUCAAAAUGACAUAGAUAAAAAAUAAAAGCAAUUUAAAAAACAAAAACAGAGCCCUCUCUGCCCAGCAGCAGCAGCAGCAGCAGCAGCAGCAGUACUCCUUUGUGGAGCCUGUCAGGCCCUGCCCCAAGCCAGGUGGAGAGAACCAGGACAGGGCCAUGUUAAGUUGUGGGUGAACAUAUCAGACGACACAGCCAUUCUUCAAACAGCUCUUGUUUAUUCACAGGCCAGAACAGAACUGAACUGAAGGGUUGAGCCAGCCUGCUUAUAUAGAUCUCCAGUAGAAUGCACCAGUAACAAUUUUCUGUAACUAUCCAAUCACUUAGCGUCACUUUCUAUUCCUUAUUUGCAUAUGUGGACCUGAGUGAAAACGAUCUACAGUAUCCCCCUGCUGGCCCAGGGUGAGAACUUCAGUACAUAACAGCCCUUCAGGCUCCCAGCAGGUCAGUCCUGGGCAGCAGCAACAGCGGCGGCAGUUCUUUAUUAUGCCCCCAACUUUACAUUGCAUUUCCUUUGCAUUAAAAUGAAUGGGGUGGAAUAAUUAAUGACAAUGUAAUUUAGGGUUUUAAUGUAUUUAAUUAUGUAAAUUACAUAAGUUACAUAAUUUCACCAUAUUUUUGCAGAAAAUAGUUAUUCAUUUUAUCCUUAUACUGCUUUAUAUUUUUUAUGAAGGAACCUACAUUAAAACAUCAAAGCAUUCCAAAACAAAACAUUACAGGAGAUCAGAUUUAAAAUAUGAAUCUAAAUAUAGUUAACAGGAAACAAAAAUAUUGCCUUAAAUGUUUCACAUUAAGACAUUACAAAGGAAGGCCAAUUAUAGAACACCUUAGAAAAUGAAUUGCAGAAGGACAUAAGCAGCACUGCAUGCAGUGAAUAUAAAAGAAUACGUUGUUUGUUAAUUUAUCGUUCAGAAUAUUGCUCAAGGUGGCUGACAAUAAAAUGGAAAUUUAUCAAACUAGAGUAAAACACAUUAAGCAUAUUAAAAUACAUGAUAAAAAUCACGCAGCACAGAGAUGAACAGCCCUUACAGCAAAGAGGAGCACUUGUCAUAGCUACAAGCAGCAGAAAGGUUUGUAGCAAUUGUGACUUUCGUCUGCUCCCAGAAAAUUACCAAUAUUCUAUGACCACCACUGCAAAGUUGGGGGCGGGGAUUUUGAAUUGAAAUGGGCUUCUGAAAGUCCCUUGCAGGCAAGGUCACCUUGACAACAUUGUGGCAUUGGGUAAUUGACAGCUCCACACACUUGCCAUACUUGGCUCACAAGGGUUGGAGGAGAUGAUGAUGAUUAUGAUAAUGAUAAUUUAUUAUUAUUUAUACCCUACCCUCUGGCUGGGUUUCUCUAGCCACUCUGGGUGGCUUCCAACAAAAUAUUAAAAUACAAUAGUCUGUUAAACAUUAAAAGCUUCCCUAAACAGGACUGCCUUCAGAUGUCUUCUGAAAGUCUGGUAGUUGUUUUUCUCUUUGACAUCUGAUGGGAGGGCAUUCCACAGGGUGGGUGCCACUACCGAGAAGGCCCUCUGCCUGGUUCCCUGUAACUUGGCUUCUCGCAGUGAGGGAACCACCAGAAGGCCCUCGGCGCUGGACCUCAGUGUCCGGACAGAAUGAUGGGAGUGGAGACGCUCCUUCAGGUAUACUGGACCAAGGCCGUUUAGGGCUUUAAAGGUCAGCACCAAUACUUUGAAUUGUGCUCGGAAAUGGAGAAUCUGACCCAGUGGGCAGAAAAGGUUCUUCACUCCUGUUCUGUUCCAUCUGUCCACACACCAGACAAUGUGUUUUAUGUGGCAAUCAUGUUUGCCACAUGUUUGUAUGCUAGUGUUCUUACUGCUGCAGGACUUGAGAGAGAGUGAGAGCGAGAGUGGUUUUAGUGAACUAUCCUGAGGCUUUCUGCAGUUUGAUGUCCUAAUGUGUUUCAAAUAUUCUAAUUUUAAGGAGAGUGGUUUUAGCAAGAUGCAUGGAAAUACACGGACUGCAACUCAACUGUAUUUUUAUAAGCUAAGCUUCAUUUUCUUUUAAAGGAUGACCAUAGAAUGACCCAAGCAAAGCUGACAGCGCCUGGUGGAAGUAUCGCUUCACCCAUAACCAUCCCAGAAUAUUUCCAAAUGAUCCCUGGCUGGCAUCAGGUUAGAUAAAUCACAACAGGAUCCUGCCCCACCCCCUGCACUUUUUAUCUCUAAUAACUCAAGAUGUGUCACGUUACAAAAAAUUGCUAUCUGUAGAUUUCAUAGUUUCCCCUUAUACUUGAAGUAAUUCUAGAUGGAAUGUAAGCAAGUGGUGGCUCUAAAAUUCAUUUUCUCUGCUUCAGCAGACAACCUUGCUCCCCCAAAACAGUAAGAAGCGCUGGAAGAACCCACAUGACCGGAUGCUGGAAACAUUGGAUGAAAUCUUAAAUCAAGUGAGAAACAGGAAGAGGUUGAUUACUUCCCCUUCUCCAAGAACUAUGAAAUGCGUCCAGUGGAAUGAGUUUCAAUAAUGGCUCAAAUUUGCUUUUGUUAAUGCAGAAGCCCAAAGAUCUUCUCCUGCCACCAAAUUAUUUUAAAUUGGGGAGGGUAGAAAAUAAAUCUAGGGAGCUCCUGAAUGCACAAAAGAUGCUCUACUAGUGAGCUGUUGUCCUUCUUCCCGAAUGUGCUGCAGAUAACAAAGAUUUAUUUCAUUAAGCAGGGAUGGGGAACCUUUGGCUCUCCAGGCCUGUUCUGAACUCCAGUUCCCAUCAGCCCAGCUAUAGCAUGGCCAAUGGUCAGGAAUGAUGGGAGUUGUAAUUCAACAAUGUCUAGAAGGCCACAAAUUUCUCAUCCAUGUAGCAGAGGCAGGAAGGUGCUCUUGUUUAGCUAUCUAAAUGCUCUUUUGCUCACGUUCUCUCCUCAGAAACUUAACCACAUCGCCGAUCUAGAGGAUAACUGGGUCUCUUACGCUCCUCAUGUUUAUGCAGAAGAAGGAAUUUUGGAGAAAAGUGAAUCCGCUCUCUCCCUACCAGUUGUGGAUGAUGACAGCCUACCUCCUGAUUUCUUGGCUACUUUGGGGCCCAAGUUCACCACUCUUGACAAAAUCUGCAGCAAGUGAUUCCUUUAAAGCUGCCCUAUGAGCAGCUGGGAAUCCUCCCAGUUUAAUUUGAAAUUGAACUAUAGCUAUGCCGUUCAUAAAGGGAUUUUUGCCAGCAUUCAUUCUGCUGAAUUUUUAUACUUGAAUAAAUGGAUUAUUUUAUUUUGCAAUAAAUACAGUGUUUUUAAAAUGUUGAUGUUGCAUUGUGGGAAAUGUUAUGUUUCCCAUUGUCUUAUCCAGAAAAAUUACACGAAAGCUUAAGCUACCCUAAGCCAAUUGUCCUCAUCUUGGUGCUCUCCUGAUGUUUUGGAGUACAAUUUCCACCAUGUCUGUUGGCUGGGAUUGUUGGCUGAUGGAAGCUGUAGUCUAAAAUGUCUGGAGGGCACCAUGUUGGGAGGAAGGCUGCCUUUGGCUCUAAGCAUGUGUAGUAGACAGUGGAAGUGGGUCCAUUAGAGAGAAUGGGAUGCUGCUCCACCAACUUGUCUGCUCUCUGCCAGCCCUGCCUGUCACUGAAGGUCUAUGUUUAUGCGAUGUUGCUGAAGCCAGCAGUGGUUAUUGGGUUGCACCGGGCAGCCAUCAGGUCUCUGAGCAUUGCAAAAUUCAUUAGAAAGAAGGCUUUAAGAAAGAAUAGGAAGGCACACUGAUGCAAAGUCUACAAAGUGCAGAAAAAGGGGUGUUGGACAUUCCUCUCUUGAAAAUGAUUCAUGCCCUUGAUCCUUUUCUCUAGACCAGGGAUGGGGAGCCUGUGACCUUCCACAUGAUGCCAGACUACAAAUC